AUGGCUUCCACCAGCUCUUCUUCUCCACAAUGGGAGUAUGAUGUGUUCCUCAGUUUUAGAGGCAAGGACACCCGGAAUAACUUUACUAGCCAUCUAUAUUCUAAUCUGGAACAGGCAGGAAUCGAGGCAUAUAUGGAUGAUAGUGAGCUAGAGAGAGGAGAGUCCAUCGAACCUGCUCUAUGGAAGGCCAUCGAAGAUUCAAGGUUUUCAGUCAUUGUAUUUUCAAGAAAUUAUGCUUCUUCACCAUGGUGCUUAGAUGAACUUGUCAAGGUUGUUGAGUGCAUGAAAGAGAUGGGGCACACUGUUUUGCCAGUUUUUUAUGAUGUGGAUCCAUCGGAGGUAGCCGAGCAGAAAGGGAAUUAUAAGGAACUUUUCAUUGAGCAUGAACAAAAUUUUAGAAAUGAUUUGGAGAAGGUGCGCAGAUGGAAAGAUUGUCUCGCUACAGUUGCCAAUCUAUCUGGUUGGGAUGUACGGAACAGGUAA
Messenger RNA from Dovyalis caffra, 483 nucleotides. The record is from the annotation of a GenBank genome assembly. NCBI's taxonomy places the organism in Eukaryota, Viridiplantae, Streptophyta, Magnoliopsida, Malpighiales, Salicaceae.